Molecule: messenger RNA, 1065 nt
Organism: Galendromus occidentalis (western predatory mite)
Lineage: Eukaryota; Metazoa; Arthropoda; Arachnida; Mesostigmata; Phytoseiidae
Product: probable ubiquitin carboxyl-terminal hydrolase MINDY-4
Exons: 5
Coding region: 1-1065 (354 amino acids)
Biological process (GO): protein K48-linked deubiquitination
Molecular function (GO): cysteine-type deubiquitinase activity; K48-linked deubiquitinase activity
Source: RefSeq, a predicted model, not a curated record
AUGGCCCAACAAAUGGAGCCUUCUGUGAGGCGAGAAGCUCUAAACGUUAUGUUCGGCGAAAAAGUAGCGACGAGCGGGGAGCUGCCGAAAACCUGGUAUCCUCAGAAGUUAGCGUUCCAUGACGACGGUGAGGACGCAACUUUUUUCGCCAUCAAACAGGUCGAGGGCGGCCCUUGUGGCUGUUACGCAGCGAUCCAAGCUUAUAUUCUGAGAGAUCUUUUGAGCAACCGAAACCGCAUGGACUCGUUCAGCGAUCGGAUAGACAUGCGUCGGUGUGCACUUGCAAGCGCCCUGGCGAGUAUACUUUGGAAGGCGCGGCGUUACUCGAGCAAGAAUAAAGAUGGUCCAGUUUUUCUCGUUAUCCAAGAUGACGGUGGAAAGUGGAAUUAUGUCCAGCCAACGACUAUGGAAGAGACCGCCGAAGUCAUCAGGGCCAAUUACGAGCAAAUAAGCACUGCCGGAGUGGUUCCGUUCACCGUUUCGAUAAUUCUCACCAAAGGCAUCGAUUUGAUCAAGCAAGAGCUGGUGGUUCACGACGUCUUUCAACCCUUGGUGAAUACAGAUUCCAGCGACUGCACGCAGGACCUCGUCAACCUCUAUUUGACAGGACGCGCCUGCGUGGGGUUGCACGAUGAGGAGUGUCCAAACCCUCAGAGCAAAGGCGUGCUCGAGCGACAAGAUAUUGGUUUCCUGUCCGAGCUUGGGCACCAGAUCGGGAGCUUCUACAGAGAUCCGAUCGAACCUUUCUGGGUCCUCAAUUUCGGACAUCAUUACACGGUUCUGUAUUCAGCCGCUGACGACGCUCUGAACAAUGGCGAGACUCGGAACGAUUUCUACUGGUUCCCCGGAUUCAGUGACCGCCGAUACAUCGUCUUCGGGGAACCUGGACCAGGCGAGUUUGAGUAUGAGCCUAUCAGUGAAGGAGAGAAAUGGGAGUAUAGGGGAGUACUCAAUUGUGUGCGUUCACGAUGGACACCGGAGGCAAAAAUCAUUUCUUGGAGACAGUAUGGCCCGAUUCCGGGAACGGAAGAUGAUGGGCAAACUUCGAGUGGCAGCGAAAAAUAG